Molecule: messenger RNA, 808 nt
Organism: Neolamprologus brichardi
Lineage: Eukaryota; Metazoa; Chordata; Actinopteri; Cichliformes; Cichlidae
Product: dual specificity protein phosphatase 3-like
Biological process (GO): negative regulation of MAPK cascade; protein dephosphorylation
Cellular component (GO): cytoplasm
Molecular function (GO): protein tyrosine/serine/threonine phosphatase activity; MAP kinase phosphatase activity
Source: RefSeq, a predicted model, not a curated record
CAGAGCGCUCCAUCAGCCUGGUAAGCCGAUACCUAUCUGCCACGUUCAUUCCUUCUCGGCGGAUCCACUGCUCUGCUUCGGACAUGAAGAACAAACAUAACCAACAGGUGAAGACAUCGGCUUCCAACCGAUUCGACAUGUCCAGCUUUGAGGUGUCACUCCAGCAACUCAACGAUCUGUUGACGGACGAAAGCGGCUUCUACAGCUGGCCAACAAAACACUUCCACGAGGUCUACCCGAGGAUAUACGUCGGCAAUGCAUUUGUGGCGACAAAUGUGAUGCGCCUGAAGCGCCUGGGCAUCACCCACAUCCUGAACGCUGCAGAGGGGAACUCCUUCAUGCACGUCAACACCAGUGCUGAGUUUUAUGCUGGCACAGGCAUCAUCUACCACGGCAUACCGGCCAGCGACACAGACCACUUUGAUAUCAGCGUUUACUUUGAAGAGGCGGCCGAUUUUAUCGAGAAGGCUCUGGCAUACAAAAACAAAAAAGGUAAAGUGUACGUCCAUUGCAGGGAGGGCUACAGCCGCUCGCCUACCUUAGUUAUCGCCUACCUGAUGCUGCAACAGAACAUGGACGUCCACACUGCUCUGGCCAUGAUCCGACAGAAAAGAGAGAUCGGACCCAACGACGGCUUCCUUCGGCAGCUCUGUCGGCUAAACCAGAGGCUGUCCGCUGAGGGGAAGCUCUGGAACAAAUGAGGCAGGCAGGAAAGCAUGCUUAUGCUUAAUCGCACACCCGUCCUUUUACUUGUUCUACAGCCUGAACGAGCCACAAAUAUGUGAGGGAGUGCCUGCUAAACAUGGAA